Salvelinus sp. IW2-2015 is the source of this 4768-nucleotide messenger RNA. The record is from RefSeq and is a predicted model, not a curated record. Lineage: Eukaryota; Metazoa; Chordata; Actinopteri; Salmoniformes; Salmonidae.
GUGCGGGCUGAGCUGUGUGUGUGUACGUGUGUGUGUGUGUAUGUUAACGAGGUCAAGGAGUGACAGACACCCUAUGUGCGUCUCCUCUGUGCUGCUGUCUCUUCACUUGACUCUCAUCAUGUCCCUCUGUUGUUGCUUCUUUUUUAGGGACUAUGGAUCAUCCAAGCGCAAAUCAGGCAUUGACAGCUCGGACCCUAUGGUGCUGGAGCAGUACGUGGUGGUGGCCAACUACGAGAGGCAGGAGAACUCUGAGAUCAGCCUGCAGGCCGGGGAGACGGUGGACGUGAUCGAGAAGAGCGAGAGCGGUUGGUGGUUCGUCAGUACAGCCGAGGAGCAGGGUUGGGUGCCGGCCACAUACCUGGACUCACAGAACGGCACUAGAGAUGACCUGGAACUUAGCACCGUCAGGACAGGAGAAGUUACUAAGAGACGCAAGGCUCAUCUGAAGAGACUGGACCGCAGAUGGACCUUGGGGGGCAUAGUGAACCGCCAGCAGAGUCGAGAAGAGAAGUACAUGACGGUGCAGCCGUACGCCAGCCAGGGGAAGGACGAGAUCGGCUUUGAGAAAGGGGUCACCGUGGAGGUAAUCCAAAAGAACCUGGAGGGCUGGUGGUACAUCAGAGCACCUGGGAAGGAGGGCUGGGCCCCGGCUUCAUACCUGAAGAGAUGAAGGAGGACUUCUCAUCCCGGCAGGAAGAAGACCCUGACAGGCCCUGUGGAGAUCAUCGGCAACAUCAUGGAGAUCAGCAACCUGCUCCAGAAGAAGUCCAGCAGUGAGAAGGAUGUCCAAACGGAUGGAGAUUCCACCAGUCCUGAGCGCCACAUCUCCAAGAGUGAGAUCAGCCUGCCCAUGCCCUAUGCCCCAGGUCCGAGUCCCAGUCCUGGGMUGAGUUCUGGAUCUGGGAUGGGUACCUCCAGUCCUMGCCUGGGCCCUGGUGCUAGUGGUCCUCUACAGGACAGUAAGGGGAAGACGGAACCUGGUUCCCCUGCUGUAGCACGUGUCGCUCCACACAGAGUGUCGAUAGGCUCUCCCAACCUCCGACAAAAACCCCCUCCUAGAAGAGAAACAAAUCUGGGCUUCCAGUUACCCAAGCCACCAGAGCCCCCUACUGUGGAAGCGGAGUACUACACCAUCGCAGAGUUCCAGUCCUGCAUCUCUGAUGGCAUCAGUUUCCGUGGAGGACAAAAAGCUGACGUCAUAGAGAAGAACUCCGGGGGCUGGUGGUAUGUCCAGAUCGGGGAGACGGAGGGUUGGGCCCCCUGCUCSUACAUCGACAAACGCAAGAAGCCCAACCUCAGCCGACGAACCAGCACGCUUACYCGCCCCAAAGUCCCGCCCCCAGCUCCACCCRCCAAAAAGCAAGACUCAGARGAGACGCCMUCACCUUCWCCCAGUCACUCCAUCUCCUCAUCGUCCAAAGCCCCAGAAUCCCCYAGYCGGCCYRCAGUAUAYGAGGAACCRGAAUAUGACRUUCCCGCYGUUGGAUGCGAGGGCGAGUCGGACACAGAUUCCCUGAAGGGAGAGACAAUACAUCGCCCCCUGGAGGUGAAAAUCAACAGUGUGGUCUGUGAGAAGUACCGUAAUUCUCCUCCGGUCUGCAAGACCUCCCCUGUGAUUAUCAGCUAUAGAAGAAGGUCCUUCAGGUCUGUUGAAGAGAUGGUCAAGGAGGAAUGUAUCUAUGAGAACGAUGGCUUCAGGCGCAGUAGUGGUGAUGAAGGGGCUUUGGCCAAAGGCUGCGGCGGUUCCAACUCCCCAAGGAUCUACCACUCCUCRACUGUACCCCGCAAACCCUCAGGGUCUUCACCUCUAGCAGGGGGAAAGCCAUUGAAGAAGAUCGCCUCGGAGCUGAGCCGGAGCCAGUCCCUAGCCAAAGCCGACACCAGCCCCAGGUCGUCCUCAGACGAAUCAGGUAGAGGUUCCAGGAGACCUCCAGGCAUCAGGUCGGUGGAGCAAAGGAUAGGCCAGAGCCCCUCCACCAAGCUCAAGCCCUCAGUGAGGCCUAAACCUCUCCUCACCACCAAGUCAGAGCCACAGUGCUCCGAGAGGAUGGACAUCACUUCCCUGAGACGCCAGUUGAGGCCCACGGGUCAACUCCGGCAUACCGUCCAUGGGCUCAAAGACUCAGAGACGUCCUCUGUCAUCUCGUCGGAGGACUCCCAUUCUUCCCGCAACAGCACCUCAGACCUCUCCUCCAUCUACUCCAAGGGGAGCCGGGGAGAUUCUGAUCUGGAGGGGUUCAACUUAUACCGGACCACAGACGCCUACGACAAGGUCCAGGAGUCAGAGCUGAGCUUUCCAUCUGGGGUGGAGGUGGAGGUCCUGGAGAGGCAGGAGAGCGGCUGGUGGUACAUCCGCUGGCGAGACGAGGAAGGCUGGGCGCCCACAUUCUAUUUGGAGCCCAUCCGCCAAGGGAGGAACGGCGGUGGGUCCGAGUCUGACGGGCAGCGCUCUGGGUCGGGCAGCGGCACUGGGAGCAAGUCCAACAGCCUGGAGAAGAAUGAGCAGCGCGUGCUGGCGCUCAACGACAUCAACCUCCAGGGACUCACCAACCACCACCAGGUACACCACACGCCAGGGGGUCUGAGAUCGAGGAACACGCCCCCCAUCCCCUCCAAGCCUCCGGGGGGCUUCUCCAAGCCGGCUGUGCUGGUUAACGGCGCUGUGAGAAUGAGGAACGGUGGGGUGAGACCGCAGUCCGCCGUCAGACCCCAGUCCGUGUUCGUGUCUGUGCCACAGCCCGCCAUGGACAGUCAACACUACAUGACGAGUUCCCUAAGGCGGAACGAGUCAUUGGCCGCCCACAACCAGUACCGUACGGACCAGUACCGCUCCGGUUCCGCUACCCUCGGCGUGCGCCGUAACUCCUCUUUCAAUGCAGUGCGUGCGCAACCCGUCACAGUCGAGACCCGAUCGAGACCCUCAGAUCGCUCUAUCACCACCAGGGGGUCUUCGGCGGAACGAUUUGGCGCCGGUGGCGGGACGGACGCCUUGAGCAGGGUUGGGGUUGUUGUGCAGCGUAAUGGUAUCCCUAUCUCCACAGUCAGGCCCAAGCCUAUCGAGAAGAGCCAGCUGAUCCAUAACAACCUGGGGAGGGAGGUAUAUGUCUCCAUCGCUGACUACCGGGGGGACGACGAGACCAUGGGCUUCCCUGAGGGCACCUGCCUGGAGGUUCUAGACAGGAACCCCAACGGGUGGUGGUACUGCCAGGUCCAAGAUGCCCUGCACCCCCGCAAGGGCUGGGUCCCCUCCAACUACCUAGAGAGGAAGAAGUAAUGGCCUAAUAAUAAUAACAAUGUCCCCCUUUGAUGAUGUCACUAAGAAUAUUGGUGGUGACAUCACUCCAUAAGAAUGUUACCCCACAAGAGCUACCACAAGCAAUAUGCUCCAAAUAUGUAAACAGAUGAUUGAUUCUGAAAGACUUUAUGUAAAAAAAAAACAUGUUGUUUUAACCUUAAAAUGAGAAAGAGACACUUUUAUUUCUGGUUUACUAAAGUGUACACAUGAAAGACUAAAAGUCCAGAUUGUUGCCUGCGAUAUGGGAUGUAACGAGAGACUGAAAACGGGGUUGGCCACCCGCCGGGGUUAGAAACCCAAAGAUGUUUUUGGAACUUUGGAACGAUGCGAUUUGACACGACACCUUCUAGAAGGGGUUUACAUUAGAAAGAGAAGAUAGCUGGGCAAUGAUGGCAAGCCUUAUACCUGCCCUUGUGACUCUAAUGCCAAAUAGGUGCCUUUCGUAGAUGAUUAACUGAAUGGGGGUUUGAAGAAGUGGACGGAACAUAUCAGUGAUUCAAUGUCAUUACCAAAUGUAUUACUGUGCCAUAGGCCUAUGAGCAUGAAUACCACCAAAAUUAUUUUUGUAACGUUCAAGAGAAUCACUUGAGUAGAAGUGUUUAGGAGCGUUACCGAGCGAAUAGGAUCAAUCUAGAGUGUUGUAGUAUAAUGAAUCAAAUAAGAAAAAACCAAGAGAACGGGAGAGAUAUCAGUGACUCUCAGUGAGUCACAAUUGACUCACUGAAAAUGACUAAUCCUUUGAUUAUCUUUUUUAGACAUUACUGUAUGUUUUGUUCUUUAAUGUCUUUGUGUGUCUUUUUGUCUGUCCUUAGAGAUGUAUUUCUGCUUUCUUGUGUAACACUCCACUGACAGCCCAGAAUUGGAAAGAGUCAAAGUUUCCUCUCUCGGAUAUUCAAUUCUCUGAAGUUUCACUGACGGAAUAUCUAUGUUGAGGUACACGUAAUUAGACGAACUUUGUAGUUUCACCCCAUUUUUGGAGUCCCACUUCUUAUUCUAUGUUUUCAACCAAGCCUACAGUAUCUUGCACACAAAUAAAGCCGAAACCUGUCAAGCUUGAAAUCUAAUCAAAGUAUACUUAUUGGGAAAUAAAUUUCAAUUGAAGGUGCUUUUCAGUAAAAAAAACAAUUACCUACCACCAAGAUAUUACUUUACACAAUAAUUUUUAAUAUUGUCUGUCUGUAUUAGUCCCAGACAAAUAUAUUUGUAUAUAUGCUUUACUGUAUACAGUAUAGCAACCGCAAUUGCAGUUGCACAGGAAAUAAGUACAGGAAAUAUGGCUUAAUAAUGAUCUUUGAAUCCCAGGGAUAUAUUUCCAUAGCCUCGAGCCCACAAUGUGAUCAAACCAAAGAGGAAUAUCAUUUCCUUGGCUAUUUUGUAGCUUUACUAUUGUAACGAAUGCGCUGGGAGUCGGGAAGCAAGUUCAGGGAGUGUGUUUUAAUAAAUAAAUGUAACAUAAUACAAAACACAAACAAC